AUGCUUGCAACAGUUCGACCAGUGGGUGCCAGAAUUGGUCUUGGAUGCAGGGCCUUUGGUAUUUCGGCUGCCCGUCUUGCCACAAAAGCCUCCGAUGUGCCAUAUACUUCGUCGAGAGCUGUGGGCGGUGAUGUGAAUAAUGUCAGAUCUGAGACCAACCGUUUGGAAAAAACGCUUCUGCGGUUCUGGAACAAAGCCAGUGCUGCCUUCGAUGAAGACUUGAAAAAGUGGGUGGUUAACUUGGACGACAAGCCUCUUAAGACGCCGUUGGGUAACAAGCUCGCCAUUCCAGAGCGUAAAGAACAACUAGCGCUUCUCGUGGCUAACGAAUGGGACAAUUUGUUGGACAUGAAGAUCAAGCCCACGAACUUGCCGUUGACGUCGUUGACUUCGAGAGCUAUUGACUUGAGCAACGUGUUUGAGACGGAAAAGCCCGACCCAAACAUGGUGAUCAAGAUUGGCGAUCUCCAGGACGUCAAACACGACUUAUUGAAGUAUUUGGACACGGACACCUGUCUCAUUUUUGCCACUGAGGACGAGUACGACGGCAAGCUUAGAAAGAGACAGAAGGAGUUGUACAAUGCCUUGAUUGAGGAGUACAACUCUUUCUUCACCGAGUUUGGUCGCCAAAAUGGCUUGUUGCCAUCCGAGAACCACAAAGUGCAAUUGCAGACUUUGGACUGUGAGACCGAUGGUCUUAGAGGAAACAGUCAGACUGCUGAAGACAGAGCUGUUGUGCUUGGCUGGCUUGAUAAGUUGCCCUUGUUUGACCUUGUGGCUCUUGAGAAGGCCAUUCUCACUUCCAAGUCGUUCCUCUGUGGUGUCACGAUUUUGAGAUCUAACGCUACGGAUGAAGCUACCAAAAAAGCUAUUUACCAGCCCAACAAGGCCAGUGAGCUGGAGUACUACUUCAAGGACAUUGAUGAGAUCACCGAGCUCGGUAACCUCGAGACGAUUUUCCAAACAGAGGAGUGGGGUGAAGUCGAGGAUACUCACGAUGUGGAUCAGGCCGAAUGGGGCAGAUCCCUUACUGCUGCUGCUCUUGUGUGUCGCUAA
Molecule: messenger RNA, 1056 nt
Organism: Candidozyma duobushaemuli
Lineage: Eukaryota; Fungi; Ascomycota; Pichiomycetes; Serinales; Metschnikowiaceae
Product: ATP synthase complex assembly protein
Exons: 1
Coding region: 1-1056 (351 amino acids)
Biological process (GO): mitochondrial proton-transporting ATP synthase complex assembly
Cellular component (GO): mitochondrion
Source: RefSeq, a predicted model, not a curated record